Messenger RNA from Lactuca saligna, 516 nucleotides. NCBI's taxonomy places the organism in Eukaryota, Viridiplantae, Streptophyta, Magnoliopsida, Asterales, Asteraceae. The record is from the annotation of a GenBank genome assembly.
AUGAUGAAGGGCGGUGGCUUCGUUUCUUCAACGGUCGGGGCUCCUCCCCAGUUCGUUUCUCCAGUGAUAUUCCGUUCAUUAGCAGCCUACACUUCGCCAUGUACGGCUCGAAGUCCAGUCUCGCUUGGUCCUUGUCGCUCACAGUGUCGCCGGCAGUGGAUAGUCACUUGGUCGGAUCGGAAAAGAACGAGGAGAGGGAGAUGGCGGCUAGGGAGUCACAAGGUGGUGGCGGCUACUUCACUCGUGGCAGCUGGAACCUUUAGGGCGGUGGCUUCGUUCUCCAACGGUCGGGGCUCCUCCCCAGUUCGUUUCACCGGCGAUAUUCCGUUCAUUAGCAACCUACACAUCGCCAUGUACGACUCGAAGUCCGGUCUCGCUUGGUCCUUGUCGCUCACGGUGUCGCCGACAAUAGAUAGUGACCUGGUCGGAUCGGAAAAGAACGAGGAGAGGGAGAUGGCGGCUAGGGAGUCACAAGGUGGUGGCGGCUACUUCACUCAUGGCGGCUGGGACCUUUAG